AUGUCUGGUGGAGAUGAAAACAUGUGCACAUCGGGAAGUGGAGUCAGUAUACAAGUAUUUCGUCCAACAUGGGAGGAAUUUAAAGAUUUCAACAAGUAUGUUCAGUACAUGGAGUCAAAGGGCGCACAUAAAGCUGGUCUUGCAAAAGUAAUUCCUCCGCCGGAGUGGGUACCGAGGCGAAGUGGAUAUGAUUUAGACGACCUGAACAUCACAAUACCAUCACCAAUCUGUCAAGUAGUCACCGGAAAGCAAGGUUUGUUUCAACAAAUUAAUAUUCAGAAGAAAUCUAUGACCGUAAAACAAUUUGCGGUAUUGGCGAAGUCCGCAAAAUACUGCACCCCACGGCACUCUAGUUUCGAAGAUCUCGAACGCAAAUAUUGGAAGAAUGUUACAUAUGUAGCGCCUAUUUACGGGGCAGAUGUUAAUGGAAGUAUCACAGACCCAGAUGUGAACGAAUGGAAUAUCAACAGGUUAGGCACUAUCCUGGACUUUGUCAAUUCUGAUUAUGGCAUAGAAAUUGAUGGUGUAAAUACAGCAUAUCUGUACUUUGGGAUGUGGAAGACAACAUUUGCGUGGCACACAGAAGACAUGGACCUUUAUUCAAUUAAUUAUUUACAUUUCGGAGAGCCAAAAACUUGGUAUGCUGUACCCCCGGAACAUGGUAAACGAUUUGAGAGGACUGCUGCUGGUUUCUUUCCGACAUCAGCAAAAACAUGUCAAGCGUUUCUUAGACAUAAGAUGACAUUAAUAUCACCACAAAUAUUAAAGCAAUAUUCUAUACCUGUUAACAAAAUUACCCAAGAGGCUGGGGAAAUAAUGAUUACAUUUCCUUAUGGAUAUCAUGCAGGGUUUAACCAUGGCUUCAACUGUGCUGAAUCGACUAACUUUGCAGCACCUCGAUGGGUUGAAUAUGGCAAACGUGCUACUCAAUGCACAUGUAGUAACGACAUGGUUAAAAUAUCUAUGGAUACAUUUGUUAAGCGUUUUCAACCAGAUCGUUAUGAAUUGUGGCUUAAAGGUCAAGACAUAGGCUGCCACCCGGAACAGCCAGAGAAAAUGGUACCAGCCCCACAUCCCUCCGGUCAAGAUAUCCUAUGCAAUAAGAAUAACACAGAGCUCCCACAAACAUUCAUCGAAGCGGAAGAAGAAGGUUUGAAGAAAAAGAAACGUCACCCACUGCACUUGAAAAGGGCUAUGGCUAGUAAAAGCAUCUCUGAAGGGGCAAUUGCUGUUUCAAUAUUGGGACAUGAUGUUAUGGAUGAUGAUGAAAUGACUAUGGCUGAAGGUGACCUGGAUAUGAUGACUUCAAUGAAAAGGCCAAUGUUACCAAUGGAACCAGGAGACCCACAAUUAGAUGCACUUGAAGACAUAUGGCUGAAAGGUGAUGAAAUGGAUCCAUCUGAGGCUCAGUUACCCGAUAUUGGUUAUAUGGAUUCAGACAAAGAUUCGGAUUAUGAAGUACCUAAAUCUAAGAAAAUUACAAAAGUAAGGAGAGCACGUAAAGAGAGUGUUAAAAAAAUCAAAGAUGAAAAGAAAUCUGAGACAGAUACAGAUAAGUCAAAUACAACACCGAAAAAACGCAGGAUGAAAACUAAAAAGCUGUCAAAUGAAGAGCUACUAGAUAUGUCUGCGCUCAUUUCAAAUUGGGAAUCUCCACCACAUGACACAAGCUCUGAAAUAGCUGAUGCUGUUCAAACAGACCCUUUAAAUAGUACAACAAGCAUAACAGAUGUAAAAGUAGAUACACAACCUGAAUUACCAACAACAAACAUAAAAGCAGAACCCAAAAAGCGUAGAAAACCCACCGAGAAACCAGUUAAAGAUGUUGUCAAAAAGGAACCUAAGAAACGCAGCCCCAAGCCUAAACUCGAAAAAAUCCCCUGGUGA
Messenger RNA from Leptosia nina, 1887 nucleotides. The record is from the annotation of a GenBank genome assembly. NCBI's taxonomy places the organism in Eukaryota, Metazoa, Arthropoda, Insecta, Lepidoptera, Pieridae.